AAAUACACUUUAUCAGCAGCGACACCAGUUUGGCGCUUUUGAGUGGAUUUUGUAAAAUUCUCAUCGCUGCCAAAAUAUGUACAAGCAAAAUUUAAUAGUUCAUAUAAAUAUAUGAUAAGUAAUUGCAUUGAAAAAUUAUUAUUUUUAUGUAAAAGUAUAAAGAGGUAUUCAAGUAGGCAUCUAUUUUUUAUCUAAAAGGUUACUAAUAUACUAAUUGUCAGUGAAGUGUUGUUAACGAACGUUUCUUAAGCGAGCAAAAAUGUGGUUGAUUAGGGAACAAACUUAUUGAACAAUAUAAAAAUUGAUAAAAAUAAUGUCAGAUUAGAACUAGCAAAAAUGUGAUUAUUGUUUGUGAUUGUGAAAAAUAAUAAAAAUAUAUAACUUACUUAUCCUAUCUUCAACAUUUUAUUUAUGUGUUUGAGGUAUUAAUAUUUUCAAGAUACACUUUUAGAAUAGUUGAAUAAAUUCGUCGGUUUUUUGGGAUCAUGGAUGCACCUAAGACUUCUGAUAUUGUACUCUUAUCAGGAAACUCUCAUCCAGAAUUAGCAAAUUUAAUUCACAAGAGACUAGGAGUAAAAUCAAGCGGAUGUGCUGUUUACCAUAAAUCAAAUCGCGAAUCGAUGGUCCAAAUUAACGAUUCUAUUAGAGGGAAGGAAGUCUACAUUAUCCAAACUGGUGCAAAGGAUGUUAACAAUAAUAUUAUGGAACUAUUGAUAAUGGCUUAUGCUUGUAAAACUUCAUCAGCGAAAUCCAUUGUUGGUGUUAUACCUUAUCUGCCUUAUAGCAAGCAAUGCAAAAUGCGCAAACGAGGCAGCAUUGUCACAAAACUAUUAGCACAAAUGAUGUGCAAUUCAGGAUUAACACAUAUCAUAACAAUGGACCUGCACCAAAAAGAAAUACAAGGAUUUUUUGAUUGCCCUGUUGACAAUUUAAGAGCGAGUCCUUUCCUCCUUCAAUAUAUUCAAGAAAGUAUUCCAGAUUAUCGUAAUUCAGUAAUAGUUGCAAGAAAUCCUGCAGCAACAAACAAAGCUACUUCAUAUGCAGAACGUCUUCGACUUGGUAUUGCAGUUAUUCAUGGAGAACAAAAACAGUCUGAUUCAGAUGAGAUAGAUGGAAGAUAUUCCCCUCCAACCUUACCUAGAUCACGUACCAUGGAUGCAGGUGUUGGUGUACCUGUACAUAUUGCUAAGGAAAAACCUCCAAUUAAUGUAGUUGGAGAUGUGGGUGGACGCAUUGCUAUCAUGGUGGAUGAUUUAAUAGAUGAUGUCCAGUCUUUCGUCGCAGCUGCUGAAGUCCUAAAAGAACGUGGAGCUUAUAAAAUUUACGUUAUGGCUACACAUGGAUUACUUUCAUCUGAUGCUCCUCGUUUAAUUGAUGAUUCACCUAUAGAUGAAGUGGUGGUCACCAAUACCAUACCACAUGAACUUCAAAAAAUGCAGUGCCACAAGAUAAAAACAGUGGAUAUUUCAAUUUUAUUAUCAGAAGCUAUUAGACGAAUUCACAAUAAAGAAUCCAUGUCAUAUUUAUUCAAAAACGUCACUCUUGAAGACUAAGUUUCUUAAAUUGUGAAACAUAAAUUAAGUUUUAGAUUUAAUACGUAUAGUCUUUAAUUUUUAUCACGUGUCCUGUACAAAAUCAGGCACUAUUGCAAAUGGUCAUAAAUUAGCAAAAGUUGAAGUUUGUUUUUGCAAAAUAUUUUAUUGAAAACAAAUUGAUAAAUUUGAUUUUCACAAUUAAAGGGUUUAAGUGGCUAUUCUGAUGACCGCACUUUUUACAAUGUUUUUACUUUAUUUUAAUCGAUAUUUUUAUGGUUUUUGUACAUUUAAAAUUUUGGAAAUUUAAACAUUAGGUUAUCCGCCCAAAUUUAUUAAAAUUUCAUAUUAUUGAAGCAAUACAUGUAAGAUUAAAAAUAUAAUUAAUUUUAUCUUCCUAAAGUUUUAAGGAGAAAUAUUAAAAAUUUAUUGUAAAAUUCAUAAAAACUUGAAGUUUAUAUUUCCAAUUAUAUUUUAUCAUUAUUUAGCACACUUAGACAAAUUAACAACUUAGUAAAUCUACUAGUUUAAUUUCUAGAGUGUUUUUUACUAGAAUCAGGGCUAUAUUUCUUUAUAUUUAUUCAAUAACUGCUUCUGUCUAUUUGUUGACCACAAUAACUGAUACUAUCAUAGUUAUUUUAGAUAUUCACUUUUUAGUUUGACUGUUGAAUAGUGUAUUUUCUUGAAUUAAUGUUCUUGAUUUUAGAUGAUCUAACUUUUGUAUCAAACUAUUUUUUGACAUUAAUAACCUUGGUAUCUAAAUCAAUUGAUUAAAUGAAUAUCAAAAUACAAUCUACAUCAAUCAUUAGAUAUUUUGUCUUUAAUUGUAAAUAUUCUUAAUACACACAAGCAAAAGUAAAAUUAUAACACAGUUGAAAUUGCUUAGGUAUUUUUAUCAAUUAUAGAAUUUUCCAUUUUUAUGUAUAUGAACAAUUACUAAGAAUUCUCGUCUUUGUAUUUUAAUCUAUUUCAAGAAUUUUUAAAUUUUUAUACUCAUGUAUGUGUAUUUUUUCCUAUGACUGUUUUUUUAUUUAUUUGAUCUAUUUUAUUGCAAUUAUAAAACAAAAAUAUUCUCUAUAAAAAAUAUUUAUUAAAAUAGACCUAAAAUCGAAGAACAUUCAUUAAAAACUGGAUGAAUAUUAUAUUUUGAACAUAAUUGUGCUUUAAUACCAAAAUUAUAUUUAUCAUGUUUGUAUAUUGUUUUACGCAGUACUUCACCAGCAACAGUACCAAACGUACUUAUUGUACUAGAUGAUAUGUACAUUUAAAAUAUUAUGACUGUAUUAUAAACAAUAACAAUAGGAUAUAAAUAAAUUAACAUUCUAUACCAUACAUUUAUAUUUGUCCAAGAUUAAAUAAGAUUCCUCUGAGCACUGAGUUUCAUUUUCAAACCAUUGAGUUUCAACUCUUACAAUGUUUGCAUGUAGUGAUUAAGUAACUUGCAAAAUUUCUGGAAUGUAAAUUAGGCGUGAAAUAUUUGAAAAUUAGAUCAUGUACAAAGAAAGUUUAAAACAGGUCAGCUUUUUAACUGACUAAAUACAAACAGAUUACUUUAACUAAGACCUUAAAUACGAUUUCUUCAAUUGUGUCACAUGUUGUAACUGUCAAACAUUGUUAUAACCAAAAAUUAUUUUAUUUUGAAUAUAUCCUUUUUAGUUACAUACUCCAUACUUAACUAAGUUGGAAUUUCUGCAACCGUUGGCGAUAGUCAUACUGAAUAGGAGCCGUCCAUAAAUCCACGGAC
Diorhabda sublineata is the source of this 3276-nucleotide messenger RNA. Its product is annotated as phosphoribosyl pyrophosphate synthase-associated protein 2. The record is from RefSeq and is a predicted model, not a curated record. Gene Ontology annotation, molecular function: magnesium ion binding; ribose phosphate diphosphokinase activity. NCBI's taxonomy places the organism in Eukaryota, Metazoa, Arthropoda, Insecta, Coleoptera, Chrysomelidae. Gene Ontology annotation, cellular component: ribose phosphate diphosphokinase complex; cytoplasm. The transcript is spliced from 5 exons. Gene Ontology annotation, biological process: 5-phosphoribose 1-diphosphate biosynthetic process; purine nucleotide biosynthetic process. The coding region runs from base 486 to 1553 and encodes 355 amino acids.